CUCAUUCUUGGGAUCAUACACUAACAGUGAACUUCAAGAAGAGUUUCUAUAAUCACGCGUGACCUCAUUGUUCUACCAUUAAAUUUCUCAACACUCGCCUGAUCUCUUUCUCUUUUCUCUUUCAUUUACCAACGACUUCGGGUGCCUAAGCUUCUACCAACUUCUUUGAUCUUCAACUUGUCUCAAAGUCAAGCGACUUACUGUAGGCACUCAAUUCAGAAACACAGCUGUCUUUCCCAAAUUGUCCCUUGCCGUACCGGAAAUACAUUGGCACAAAGUUUCGACUGUCAGACCAACUCCGAUCACCUCUGGGCUAACCAGAUCGUUCUGUGCUCCCGAUGGCUCAAGGAGACUCCGCGGCCCAACGCUGUGGCCCGCCAGCUUCCAACCCUCCGUUCAAUGCACCGUCCUUCUGUCCCCAGCCUCGCCGCCCCCAGUGUUCUAACGGCGGACACCAACCCGAGGCUGCUUCACAUGUAGUUUCCAACGCGAAUUCUUGGGUCCCAUCAGCCCAACAGGCUCUUCACAAUGCCCUUCAGGCUAGCGGAUAUGCUGGUGCUCAGCCUGGCAUGAACAUGGUAACGGCGCUUCCUGCACAGUACGCUGGCUCUUCUGGACCUCCCACGGCACCGCCCAACAGCCCCUCGGACGUCAACGGUACAAUCGAUGGCAUGGUCAACAAUGCUGCUCUUUCAACAUCUGGGCAUAUUUCCCACAUCAUGGCUAGUGGUGCUACCCCUUCGUCCAACAAUAGCCCCGAGCAUGUUAUUGUAAAUGGAUCGGCGAAUGCUGCUACAACAAACCAGGCUUCUCGAGGUAAUCACCAUGCAAACAGCAACCCUGGAGAUCCUGGUGGUUCAGGGAUUGGCAAUCGUCUUCCUCAUGGCACACAGUUUCUUGCUACUCAGCAUACCCAUAGCGGCAACUCUGGCAGCGGAGGACAGACUAGCUUCAUGUCUCCUCCCCAUGGCUGCUCAUCGGCAUCUCAGCCGCGCAGUCAACAUUCUGCUCGCUCCCGCCCUGCUACUGGUGGCCAGCAGUUCUACACGCCUAUUGGGGUCUCCCAGACCAACGCUUACAACCCCAGCUUGCCUCAGAGUGUUUCCUACAAUUCGGGUCUUUCUCUUGCGAGCCCCAGUCACACUCCGCAUCACUACAACGGACAUCGCAUGAGUGCUUCGCAGUCUACCCCCAACUCGGGACCUAACCAGCAUCUGACAGAGCCGCGAAAUUACGCACCACGAUCAUCCGUCCAUGGUGUCAACAGCUUGCCUCCUCCUCGAUUCGACUUGGGUUUGCAGGCUAUCCCUAUGACACAUGAAUCCGCCGCCCAGGACCCUUUUGGUAGUCCUGAACGUGCUGAGCCUACUGCGUUGAUUCCAUUCCCGAAUCUGCCCCCGCCCGCUGCACAGCAGGCCAUGCUUGCGGCCCCUAUGGCCGGACACUUCACCAGCAACAUGUCACCUGAGCUAUCCAAAUUGGUAGAUACUCCUUCAGGCCUUCCCACCCUUGAGACUGCGAUGAAACCUGAGUUCUUUCCUUUUACAAGCGGUCCUGGCUCUGCCAAAGCCUCUGUUGCCGGCGCUGUUCGUCUUAAGAACAUACCCUUCUCAACCAAGCGCGCCGAGAUUGUGGCAUUUAUCGGUCGCAAUAGCCGCAUGUUGCCCGACGCGGAAGAGCCCAUCCACAUAAUCAUGGACAGGGCGACGUCCAAAACUAUGGACGCCUUCGUGGAAUUCGUCACCAUGGAGGAUGCAAUGCGUUGUGCUGAGAAGCACCACCAACACGCUCAGGCUGGCCGUGUGAGUCGUCUUGGAGAACGCUCCAUUGAGGUUGAGCUGUCGAGCCAGUCUGCUCUUAUGCAGGAUCUCUUCCCUCUUGCUCACGGCGUGUUUUGGGAUGGCGCAACUCCUAAGGUACUUCCCAACAACCAUCAAGAGCCUUGGGAGAACUUCAAAGGAUUCAUCUCUCCUGAAGAGAUGGUCAUGCUCGUCAAGCAUGUUGAGGUCCCUCAUCGAUCUCCGUUUUCGAAGGAGUGCCCCCAGCGCCCUUACGAGUGCCUCAUCAGCACUCUCCGCAAGUUCCCCUGGUAUGCUGCUGACCACAUCACCAUUUCUCAGCGUGGUGCGGUGUACAAGGCGACUAUCAAGCUCCUUCGUCUGCUCAGCAGAUCAGUUUCGCAGCAGGAUGAUCCUGUUAACCUCACCUCCCAGCUUUUUCAGCGAGUUGUUCAGACUGCGAUGCAGUGUCAUGGCUUUACCGCCCUUCAGAAGGAUAACAUUGCCUUCAUGGUUCAGAUGAUCCCUAUGGAGCAGCAGCGCCGUCACCACCAGCCGGCCAACGCCAACUGCUGGGUUCACCAAUACGCCAUCACGCGAAAGCCCGACGCUCCUCUCGACCUUGCUGAGUGGUACAUUCGCCUAAUCCGUGAGCAGAGCACUCAUGAUGUCCUGAUCCGCCCUAUCCAUGAGCGUACUGUCAUUCAGGAAACACUCAAGGAGACUGAUGAGUACUGGGGUUAUUUUUUCAAUGAGGUCAACUACAUCCAGGGUCCUCAGUUUGAUCAAAUGACUCUGGGACAGUGUGCCUACCUCGAGCUUUCAGCUAUCGAGCGAAUCCUUGGCCGGGCUCUCAGCUACAACUAAACAAACGACCAACGGCACCGUUCUUGCUCCUGCUUCGGUGCCCUGUUGAUACCAACUUGAUUUGCUCUUUUGAGACGGCCCUAUGAGGCUACUCAUUUCGCUUCUUUUAGAUUUCAUUUUCGCACUACACCUUGCAUGUCAGCAUCCCACUGGGCUAUGUCACCAGUGAUCUUUGGCCAUCUUUUUCCACACCCAAGACUCCCUAGCCACUUCUUCGGCAAUAUUUGCUACUCAGCGUUUGGUUGAAUUACUCGGGGCCAAGGCUAGAGGACCAUAAAGACUGGAGGAAGAAAACUCGUGGCGCACUAAUAGGCAGGAUUUAAUUCGGGAGCGAGGAUGGAUGCCAGCUCAGGGUUUUUCAGAGGACGCUAACAUGGUUCGGAGUUUAAGGAGUUUGAGGGAUAUUGCCUGUGCUCUUGGGUCACUCUAGAUUCUAACGUUAGUGGCUGUAUAAAAAAUAAUAUAAAAUCCCCCC
Fusarium odoratissimum NRRL 54006 is the source of this 3120-nucleotide messenger RNA. RefSeq lists its product as uncharacterized. The transcript is spliced from 6 exons. Gene Ontology annotation, molecular function: nucleic acid binding. The record is from RefSeq and is a predicted model, not a curated record. NCBI's taxonomy places the organism in Eukaryota, Fungi, Ascomycota, Sordariomycetes, Hypocreales, Nectriaceae. Bases 339 to 2645 code for a protein of 768 amino acids.